Messenger RNA from Blastocystis hominis, 629 nucleotides. RefSeq lists its product as hypothetical. Gene Ontology annotation, molecular function: 5'-nucleotidase activity. The transcript is spliced from 6 exons. The record is from RefSeq and is a predicted model, not a curated record. NCBI's taxonomy places the organism in Eukaryota, Bigyra, Opalinata, Blastocystidae. Gene Ontology annotation, biological process: deoxyribonucleotide catabolic process. Bases 1 to 603 code for a protein of 200 amino acids.
AUGGAAAAGAAAAUUAUCGGGGUUGACUGUGAUGAGGUCCUUUGUCUUUUAAUGGAGGACUUCAUUCCAAAGUUUUGCAAGGCUUCUGGAUUGGAUGUGAAGUACGAAGAGUUCAAGGAGUACGACUUGAAGAAGUAUUUCCACAUCACUGAAGAGAAGUAUGGCAAGUUAUUCGCGGAAUAUUGCAAGGAAAACCCCAAAUAUCUAAAGCCCGUUCCUGGUGCAAGAGAAGCCCUGAUGAAAUUGAGUGAAAAGUAUCGUAUUAUUCUUAUUUCUGGAAGAGACGAGAAAAUUUGGAAGGAAGCCACCGAAUACUGGUUAAAUCAUAAUCUGAACGGUGUUCCUUAUGAAAAGUUUAUUUUUGCGAAUGAUCGCUAUUGUGACAACGAAGUCGCCAAAGAUCGUCCAGUGAAGAGUCUUCUUUGUCAGGAAGAGCACAUUUCAAUCUUUAUUGAUGAUCGAGAGCGGUACGUGCUCGAGUGUGUUCCUGUGUGUGAGGAUUGUAUUAUCUUCGGAGAGUAUCCGUGGACUCACUACGGAAUUAAGGAGCCGAAUGUUCAUUACUGCAAGGAUUGGAAUGCAGUACUAGAGAGAUUACUUUAAGUUUUCUUUUUGAUUGAAAAAAGAGG